AUGGCGCGCGGAGGUGCAGCCGGACGGCGGGUGGCGAGCGGGGAUGGGGACGCGGGGCUGGGCCAGUACGAGAGGAGGAGCGGCGAGUACAGGGCGGGGCAGUCGGGGCUGGCGUCCGGUAUGACGAGUGGGGGCAGUAUCAGCCUCUCCCAGAGGGCACAGGGGCGAUUUCUUCAUAGCGAGGACCACAUUCCAGGGUGUAGGGUGGUCAGGGACAUAAACCAGACAUGCUUUUCCUCAUCAAAAGAUGUGAACUGCAUGUGCUUUCCUGCCUUCACCAGCAAACCGAUCAAGACCAUCAUGUUUGCAGAACAAUCUAGAAACAUGUGGUGGGUGGAGGGUGGUCGUUUCAUCAUCAAGGACGUCAGCACCUCUGACUCGUCCAAAACCCCAAGGAAGCAGCUGAGGAGGAGCGUGAGGUGCAUGGCCCAUUGCAGCAUCAGUGGUUCAGAGUACAUAUGGACAGGGCACAGAUGGGGAGAGGUGUGUGUCUGGGAUGGGCUUGGAAGGCAGGUGACCAAGUCGUUGAAGGCAUUCCGAAGCUGUGUCAGGUCGAUCUGCAUGGUGUCUCCCUAUGUGGCAUGGGUGGGUGCUGACAGUGGUAACAUAAGGGUCAUCCAGCUCCACUUGGGCGAUGGUGAGAUGCCAGCGGAGCUGACUGCAGACUACACGCUGGCUCCCAGCGAGUGUCCUGUUGGGCGUCUGGUGUCUGGUAGCAACUACUUCAAAAGCGGACCCCUUACGAGGCCUACAAACCAGAUAGACACUGUGCCAGAGGAUGGAGAACUCACCUCAAGUGGAACGGACCCAAGCAAAUCAUCGUUGCGCGUCUGCAUGCAAUGGACCGCUGCCAGGUUGCUACUGUUACUGGCCAUGGUGCAUUAUCAUAAUCCAGUUCCAGGUCGAAUGGUCAACCGCUCCACAGGCAGUUAUGUGGGAAGGCUGUCUGAGGCUAUGCGCAACAUGCAAUGGCACAAUCGAGCACACAGGAGUCACAUACGUUGCAUAUUCGCAAAGGGUGGCAGGGUCUGGAGCUCUGGUGGCCGCGUGUGGUACCUUGGAACCAUAAAGAUGUGGAGUGAGAACUACAUAUUAUUGGGCAAGUUUUUGUGUGAGUCAAGAGGUCCAUGCUCAAGCUUUGCAUCUGUCCCAUGGCACAGAGGACAGGGAGGGUCAGCAGAUCAAGACGCACAGGAUUGGCGUCUGCUGACAGCCCAUGACUCCGGAAAGCUGCUGCUGUGGGACCCCGGGUUGAAGAGCCUCCAGCCCCUGCUGGAGAUCGAGUUCAGGAAGAGCCCAAUAAGGUCCCUGGUUGUGUGGGAGUCCAUGGGCCUCAUGUGCACAGCCCAUCGUGAUGGCUCUGUCCAGAUGGCACGCCUUCCAACGCCUCAGAUCCGUGGCUUGACAUCCUCAACCCCUGUGGUGGAUGAGGAUGAGAUCUACCCAUUCGUGCCACGAACGAUCGCUGAGUUUCCACACCCUAGCGGCUUGCGUUGUGCUGUGGGGGGCCACGACUGCCUGUUCACUGUUUCAGACCGUGGCCGGAUUCUGUACUGGCCUAGAGAGAAGCUGGAGGCGAACAUGGGCGAGCUGAGGCAGUCAUCCAUGAAGCGGAUGAUCGUGAAUGAGGUCAACGAAUCCGUCAGGGUCGUCGACAGGGAAGAAUUGACCGUCGGGGAGACCAUCUGGGAAGGCGACUUUGCCACGGUGAAGAAAGGGAAAUACCUGGCAAAAGACAUAAUCAUCAAGGAGGCAAAUAACAAAGCAGACUCCAGGAAGGCCAUGCGUGCCCUGGUUAAAGAUGCCCAGAUCUUGUCGACUGUUCGACAUCCAAACAUUGUGAACAUUCUGGCAGUGUGCGGGGACCCUCCCUUUGUCGUGAUGCAGUACUAUGAGGAGGGUUCUCUGUACGAUGUGCUGAGGCGUGCACGGGCAGACCCAAGGGUCAUGCGCAGGCUGACUUGUGAGAAGCGCCUGGGGAUUGCAAUCGCAGCGGGUUGUGGAAUGCACUUUCUGCAUUCCCAGAGGAAUCAACCGAUCUUGCACAGGGAUUUAAAAUCUCCAAACAUUUUUGUGGAUCGCGACUUCGUCUCUGCAUGCGUUGGCGAUUUCAAUCUGUCCAAGGAUAGCCACCACAACUUGAACCAGAAUCUGGUCUCCUCAGCGCGCCCUUCCAAUCCGAUGUGGUUGGCGCCAGAGGUGGCCAAGGGCAGGGACUUCACUAUUGCUGCAGAUGUCUACUCGUUUGGCAUCAUCUUGUGGGAGCUUUUGACUGGUCGGACGCCUUGGGACCACUUGAAGCCAGCAAAUGGGCAAAGGCUGAACAAGGAGAACUUUUAUAGCAAGAUUCGGUACGAGCUAUUUCAGGGGGGUCGCCCACCAGUGAAUAGGCUGCCGGAUGGGCGCCUGGAGGACCCGCCCUGGGGAAAAUUCAAUCAGUUGAAUGAAUAUGUUGCACUGAUGCAACAGUGCUGGGAGGACGAACCCAUGGACCGCCCGCCCAGUUUUGAAGCGAUCGUGUUUCGACUAGAGGAGAUAAAGAGGGAGGAAUCUGCUGCGAGCAGGCUGAAAGUUCUCAAACUCAAGGAAAUGCCACAGGUGGUGAAGGAAACCGAAAUGGUGGCGGAAGGUGUCCGCGGAGAUGGCAGCGGCCAAGGCGCUGGCUCUCCCAGUGGUGUGAAGGCAGUGAUGACAGAAGAGACAGAUGCUGGUGUGGUGGAUCCACCUACCGCCACAGCAAGAGAUCAGGCAGGAGAUGGGAUUGAAGGGACGGAGGGCCCAAGUGCACCUUUGGUUGCAGAGCCUGUAGGUGGUGACCCACCAGCUGAGGAAGGUGCUGCUGGAGAGCCCACAGGCGUCGGAGGGGGAGGUGGUGGGCACGAAUCAGGGAACCUCGACCCUGCGCAGGACCCGUCGGAAAGCAGCAGGUCCAGCAAGGCUGACAAGGGCAUGUCCCAGAUUAUGGGGGUGGUGCCACCCCUGCCCGCCAGCCCGUUUGACAUGCCUGCAAACCAACAGGUGGCGAUGGGUCGCCCAGCUUGA
Molecule: messenger RNA, 3042 nt
Organism: Ostreobium quekettii
Lineage: Eukaryota; Viridiplantae; Chlorophyta; Ulvophyceae; Bryopsidales; Ostreobiaceae
Source: the annotation of a GenBank genome assembly